Molecule: messenger RNA, 981 nt
Organism: Neopsephotus bourkii (Bourke's parrot)
Lineage: Eukaryota; Metazoa; Chordata; Aves; Psittaciformes; Psittacidae
Gene: RFC4
Product: replication factor C subunit 4
Exons: 8
Coding region: 85-981 (298 amino acids)
Biological process (GO): DNA repair; DNA-templated DNA replication
Cellular component (GO): DNA replication factor C complex; nucleus
Molecular function (GO): DNA clamp loader activity; ATP hydrolysis activity; ATP binding
Source: RefSeq, a predicted model, not a curated record
GGUGGGUUUGUGUGCGCGGCUGUGUUCGGCCUGACGGCUGGGCUGAGGUGGGGAGGCUGUGAGGUGAAGGAGACAGCUGGAGCCAUGCAGGCCUUCCUCAAAGGCCCAUCUGCCAUCAGCACCAAGCCCCUCGCUGCUAAGGAGAGGGGUGCGGCCGGCGCAGCGGGGUGCAGCGGGGAGAGCAAGAGGCCUAAACCUAUCCCCUGGGUGGAGAAAUAUCGCCCCAAAAAUGUGGAUGAAGUCGCCUUCCAGGAUGAAGUUGUUGCUGUGCUGAAAAAGUCCUUGGAAGGUGCUGAUCUUCCCAAUCUGUUGUUCUAUGGCCCACCUGGAACUGGAAAGACUUCCACUAUUUUAGCAGCUGCUAGAGAACUCUAUGGUCCUGAAUUAUUCCGGCAAAGAGUCCUUGAGUUAAAUGCCUCUGAUGAACGUGGAAUCCAAGUAAUUCGGGAAAAAGUGAAGGCUUUUGCUCAACUUACUGCAUCUGGAAGCCGUUCAGAUGGUAAAGUUUGUCCUCCUUUUAAAAUUGUAAUCCUGGAUGAAGCAGACUCAAUGACUUCAGCAGCUCAAGCAGCCUUAAGGCGCACAAUGGAGAAAGAAUCUAAAACAACACGUUUCUGCCUUAUUUGUAACUACAUCAGCAGAAUAAUUGAACCUUUAACAUCUCGAUGCUCCAAAUUCCGCUUCAAGCCUUUGUCAGACAAAAUCCAACAGCAGAGGCUGUUGGAUGUUUCUGAGAAGGAACAAGUAAAAAUCAGUAAUGAGGCAGUGUCUUACCUUGUUAAAGUGUCAGAAGGGGACUUAAGAAAAGCAAUUACUUUUCUUCAAAGUGCCACUCGCCUAAUGGGUGGGAAAGAGAUCACAGAGAAGAUAGUCACUGAAAUUGCUGGGGUCAUCCCUAGAGAAAAAAUUGAUGAACUGCUGUCUGUCUGCUGGAGUGGUUCAUUUGAGAAACUGGAAACACUGGCAAAGGUAGUACUCUAG